CUCGCGUCGUAUCCAUCAUGCAAAAUGCCAUGAUAUCCACCGUAAACAGCAGCGACUUUGCACCUUCGUUGCCAGAGCUAGGACAGGCGCUGGAGAAAAUGAAGAGAGACAGGGAGAACAAACAGGAUGUGGUGGCGAAACGGGGAGAGGAAGUCUUUCUUUCGACCGUUGAACGCAUGUUUUUCUUUGGCGGGAUGAGCGAGGUGUUGGGGUGGUCCCAGUCACAAAUUGAUGAUAUGCUGGCUGCACUGACGAGCUCGACGGUCCUCAAGGUCGUCUUACCAAAGACCUUUGCACUAAACGGGAUGGACCGUGCAGUAAAAAGCGUCAACGCCGACGUAGAAGUGGUGUUCAAAAUGCUGGUCACAGCGAUGAAUUAUUCAGAUUGCAAUCGGGUGGUGGCUGCGAUAUUUACUCCCUUGUUCCUCGUUGGCGUUUCUGCGUAUCAGAAGCAGGUGCAAUGAAUCCUCUCAUACCAAUUCCUGUAGUCACAUUCUCUCCUCUCCGACAGCUAAUGACAUCGUGUUAUCAGUAUCAGAACUGUAAAUACGGCACCUUACAUUGAACAGCAACCGAAUAUCCAAUAGUUCUUCAUGAAACGGACUUCGGGUGUUUUGACAA
Messenger RNA from Guyanagaster necrorhizus, 621 nucleotides. RefSeq lists its product as uncharacterized. The transcript has 2 exons. Bases 18 to 464 code for a protein of 148 amino acids. The record is from RefSeq and is a predicted model, not a curated record. Lineage: Eukaryota; Fungi; Basidiomycota; Agaricomycetes; Agaricales; Physalacriaceae.